CGUCUCACGUUUUUCUUUCAAAGGGUGACCUUUUCACCGGAAGCAGUCACUGUAAACAGUAUGCCCGUUUGGUGGUGAAGGCGAUAUCUGCCUGCACAACCGAGAAAAUGUCCAAAAAUACGAGAAUAAUGUUGGUGUUUGGGGGGUUUGUAACGGCUGUUGCCGCUGCGUGUUACCCCAUAUUUGUUUACCCUCUGACGCACAAAGAAGAGUACAGAGAAGUCCAAAAGGUGAACCGAGCAGGAAUCAACCAGGCAGAUGUACAGCCCGCGGGUCUGAAGAUAUGGUCUGAUCCAUUCAAGCCUGCCAGCAAAUGAUGACCACCGGGACCCCUUCACUGAUUCCAGACACUGAUGCCGGUGCAGACUCUGAGUACAGAGCGUCUUUUUGAUAUGUGCUUGGUGGUGUGUGUGUGUGUGUGUGUGUGUGUGUGUGUGUGUGUGUGUGUGAGUGAAUGACUGUUGAGCGAUAACUUACCCUUUAAAUAAAUUAUAAAGAUUUACAAAAUCAAGCAUUGCUUUCUUUUUAAUAUACUGCAUUUAGAGGCAGAAAAACUAACUACACAGCUGGGAUAGAUAUAAAACAAGGACUGUGUUGUCUGCCUGCUGGUCUUCUGUUGCCCACAUGAGGGCGCACCAUUCCUGUGUGUUCUUACCAAAGGCAGUGGACUGUAUAAUGUCUUGUUUGUGCAUCUUAGAUAUUUUGGAAAAACCAUUGUAUUUCCAAAAAGCUUUGCUCUGGUAUGCAGCC
Archocentrus centrarchus (flier cichlid) is the source of this 750-nucleotide messenger RNA. It is a transcript of the gene smim20, whose product is annotated as small integral membrane protein 20. Lineage: Eukaryota; Metazoa; Chordata; Actinopteri; Cichliformes; Cichlidae. Gene Ontology annotation, cellular component: mitochondrial inner membrane. The transcript has 3 exons. Bases 108 to 317 code for a protein of 69 amino acids. Gene Ontology annotation, biological process: mitochondrial respiratory chain complex IV assembly. The record is from RefSeq and is a predicted model, not a curated record.